This is a messenger RNA of Vigna unguiculata (cowpea), 1440 nucleotides long. RefSeq lists its product as uncharacterized. Gene Ontology annotation, molecular function: zinc ion binding; nucleic acid binding. The record is from RefSeq and is a predicted model, not a curated record. Lineage: Eukaryota; Viridiplantae; Streptophyta; Magnoliopsida; Fabales; Fabaceae.
AUGGCUCGUAGGGCAAAAUCCUUAGCUUCAGACCAAGUGGAAGGGUCAUUCAAAGAACAGUUUCGAAGAAUACAUGAUUAUGCUUAUGAAAUUCUGAGAUGCAAUCCAGGGAGCACAGUCAAAGUUAAAGUGGAUGAAAUGCAAGGUGAGUCUGUUUUUGGUAGGUUUUACACAUGUUUCAAAGCAUGCAAAGAUGCUUUUGUGCUUUGUCGCCCCUUUAUUGGGUUAGAUGGUUGCUUCCUCAAAGGAAAAUAUGGGGGCGAGUUGCUAACUGCAGUGGCCAGGGAUGCUAACGACCAGAUGUUUCCUCUAGCAUACGCAAUUGUGGAGGUAGAGAACAAAGAGACUUGGAAAUGGUUUUUGGAAAUCCUAGUGGAUGAUCUAGGAGGACCUGAAGUCUGUGGGGCAUGUACAUUUAUGUCAGAUCAACAAAAGAGUCUGUUGCCUGCAAUUCAGGAGUUAUUACCUGGUGCAGAGCAACGAUUUUGUAUGAGGCAUUUGUACUCUAAUUUUAGAAAACGGUUUGGUGGCCAGAAGUUGAAAAACCUAAUGUGGAAGGCAGCAACUGUGACACACCAUGUGGCCUGGGAAAGGGUAAUGAGAGAUAUUAAAAACGAGAAUGAGGAUGCUUUCAAGUACCUCAUUGCUAUACCACCUAGGUUUUGGUCCAGAUCAAGAUUCACUAAGAAUGUUGUCACUGACACAGUAGUAAAUAACAUGACAGAGGCAUUUAACAGUGUGCUUGUUGAUGCUAGAAGCAAGCCUGUUAUCUCAAUGUUGGAAGACAUACAAAUAUACAUGAUGAAGAGUUGUGCUGGGGGGAAAGUAUUUGAAGUUGCACACCUAUCAGUGCUAGGUGACAAGUAUGUUGUCAACCUAGACACCCAACAUUGCAGCUGCAGGAAGUGGAUGAUAACUGGCAUCCCGUGCUGCCAUGCACUUGCUGCCAUUAGGUUCUUGAACUUGAAUGCAUCAGAUUAUAUCCCCCUAUGUUUCAGGAAAUCAACUUUUGAAGAGAUGUACAACUCCAUUAUCUACCCUAUCAAUGGACAAAACCUGUGGCCCACCACUGAUUUCCCAGAUGUCAUGCCUCCACAUAAAAGGAUUAUGCCUGGGCGACCCAAGAAAAAGAGAAGGCUGGAACAAUGGGCGUUGAGGAAAGAUGACACCCAAUUACGAAAAGGUGGCCAUAGAAAAACAUGCAGAGUUUGUCGUGAACUGGGGCACAAUAGAACAAAUUGCCUACAACUGCCUACACAAGGACAGUCCUCACAGCCAACUGAUGCUCCUCCACAACCAACCCAGCCAUCUCAAGAGCCAAUUUCUGCUACUCCCCAACCAACCCAGCCUUCUCAGGAGCCAAUUUCUGCUACUCCACAACCAACCCAGCCAUCUCAGGACCCAACUUCUGCUCCUCCACAACUAACCCUGCCAGUCUGA